Messenger RNA from Lactuca saligna, 1678 nucleotides. The record is from the annotation of a GenBank genome assembly. Lineage: Eukaryota; Viridiplantae; Streptophyta; Magnoliopsida; Asterales; Asteraceae.
AUGUGGGGUAAUCCUUGUUUUGAUUUUGCGUGUAGUUGCGCUCGGGGUCUUUCAGGGGGUAUUCUUUCUGUUUGGGACCCUAAUGUGUUUGUGAAAGGCAGUGUUCAUUGUAUGGAUAAUGUGGUUAUUUUUGGAGGAGUUUGGGUUCCUUUUAGUUUUCCUUGUUACAUGGUUAAUAUUUAUGCUCCUCAAGGUAUCCAAGAGAAAUUUGACCUGUGGCAAUAUCUUAUGGAUUUUAAAAGGAGGAAUGGGGGGAAUUACAUGUGUUUUGGAGACUUUAAUGUUGUGAGGGAGGUGUAUGAUAGAAUGGGAUUGAUUUUUUGUUCUAGUUCGGCUUCUGAUUUUAAUGAUUUUAUUGAUGAUAUGGGUCUCAUUGACGUGCCUAUGAUUAGGAAACGGUUUACUAGAAUUGAUGCUAGUGGUUCCAAGUUAAGUAAACUGGAUAGGUUUCUAGUGGAUGAAGUUUUUUAUGAUAGAUUUGAAAAUCUUCAAAUUUCGAUUCUUGAUAGAAGGUGGUCUGAUCAUUGCCCUAUUUUCUUGCAUGUGUCUUUGGUGGAUUAUGGUCCUUUUUCUUUUAAAUUCUUCAACUCUUGGUUAGAUCUUGAUGGAUUUAAUGAUAUGGUGAAAGAUGCUAUCAAGGAGUUAGUGGUUGAAAGGUCUUGGACUACUCGCAACCUCCUUUUAAAAAGCGACCUCCAUCAGGGGAUUCCCGGAUCGGAAUUUGUUGCAUUUACAGUCAUGAGCACCGGGGAUUUUCUCAACCUUCAUCCUUCAGAACUCAAAUUUCAAUUUGAGUUGAAGAAGCAGAGCUCAUGUUCCUUACAGUUGACCAACAAGACUGAUCAAUAUAUCGCCUUCAAGGUUAAAACAACAAACCCCAAAAAGUAUUGUGUUCGUCCAAACACUGGAAUUGUAUUACCAAGAUCAGUUUGUAAUGUCACAGUUACAAUGCAAGCACAGAAAGAGACACCUUCUGACAUGCAGUGCAAAGACAAGUUUCUCUUGCAAGCUGUUAUUGCACCUAUUGGGGCAACUAAUAAGGACAUAACUGCCAACAUGUUCAAUAAAGAGGAGAACAAGGUUGUUGAGGAGUUUAAAUUGAGGGUUGUAUACAUUCCUGCUAAUCCUCCAUCACCUGUCCCAGAGGAAUCUGAAGAAGGUUCUUCCCCGAGGGGCGAAGAUGGAAGUCAAAAUUCUUCAUGGCCUGAUGUUACAACAAGAUCCGUGGAUCCCAAAGAGAAGCUCUCUGCAGAGUUGGUUUCUAUGGUAUCAAGGUUGACCGAUGAAAAAACAGCUGCUCUUAAACAAAGUCAGAAGCUCCAACAGGAACUGGAGUUGAUGAGAAAACAAACUGUGAAAAAUCAAUCAGGCGGCUAUUCGAUAUUAUUUCUGGUGGUGGUGGGUAUAAUAAGUGUUGUGGUUGGGUACCUUAUCAAGCAGACAUAGAGAAGAAGCAAUGGGAAAAUUGUGGAUUUGUUUUUAUUUAUUUUAGAUGCAAAUUCUCAUGGUUUUUCUGCAAAGAUUAUCAAACCCUUUGUUUAUUUUAGAGUACAUUUUAUUUUUUAAUUUAAGACCAUGAUCAGUUGCAGCUACAACUAAUUUUAUGAAUAUUAUGAGAUAUGUUUCUUGAUCAAGACAAAACGACUUAUUGGGUUAAGUAAAAAAAAAAAACACUGCC